This is a messenger RNA of Colletotrichum abscissum, 543 nucleotides long. RefSeq lists its product as uncharacterized. The record is from RefSeq and is a predicted model, not a curated record. Bases 1 to 543 code for a protein of 180 amino acids. The transcript has a single exon. NCBI's taxonomy places the organism in Eukaryota, Fungi, Ascomycota, Sordariomycetes, Glomerellales, Glomerellaceae.
AUGUCAGACCAAAAAAACCCCAACACCGCACCACAAGCAACCCCUCUACCCCCAGUCCGCCUCAUAACAACAGGUCACACCAACGACGGCACCUCAAUCUUCACAUCCGACGCCGUCCUCCCGCCAUUCCACCCCUUCGGCCCCCAAGCGAGCAGCUUCACCUCCUUCCACACAACCCCGUCCCUCCCAGCCUCCAACGCACCCAACACACCUCUACAAACUUUAUCAACAUCUCUCCCGCGCGCACCAGCGGCAGGGACGUACUUUUGUCUCACGGAUUUCCCACCACGGUAUAAGGCGCCUAUGCACCGGACUCUCAGUGUUGACUAUGCGUGCGUGCUGGCUGGGGAGAUUGUGCUUAGGCUGGAUGGCGGGGAAGAGAAGGUUGUUAGGGCGGGGGAGGUUAUUGUGCAGGGAGGGGUGAAUCACGAGUGGGUUAAUGCUUCGGAUGGGUUUACAAGGGUUUUGUUUGUCAUGGUUGGGUCUGAGACUGUGGUUCUUGAUGAUGGGCGAAGGUUGGAGGAGACCGUUUUCAAGAAAUGA